This is a messenger RNA of Protopolystoma xenopodis, 714 nucleotides long. The record is from the annotation of a GenBank genome assembly. NCBI's taxonomy places the organism in Eukaryota, Metazoa, Platyhelminthes, Monogenea, Polystomatidea, Polystomatidae.
AUGCAAGUGUUUUUAGCAUUUAACUCUAGUGUAAAUAUUCUUUAUGAAUAUCGAAAUUUUGAUAAUUAUAUCCCACAAGCAAAUACAGUAUUGGCUCAAAAGUUUGCAAAAAAUUUAUCAUCAUAUCAAAUUAAGCUCAGUGCACUAAAAGGCGAAGGAGAUUUGUACAAUAUAGAAUUGGACGAAAAUGUGCUUAUGGAUUUGCUUUCGUUGCCUACUUGGCUUAUGAUUAAAAGUGCAGUUUGCAACAAAGUUCCAUGGACCAAGCUUAAAACUCAUCCGAUAAAUGUGUUACUAGAUCAUGUUGAAUUGCAAAUUCACGCAUUAGACAAACUUAGGGAGUUUACUCUGUCUCGUGUAAUCGUUUCAAGUAAAAAGGCUAAUUGGACCAUUGGCGAUCUACGACACACCAGCUUAUUUUGUUUACAACGUGACAGUAUGCUUUUAUUUAAGGAGGUCGCAUGGGAAAGCACUCGUAUUGAGGCUAAUGGACUUCUUGAGGAUAUCUGUGUUACACCCAUCAUAUUAAUCACAAAUAUGGCUCGUAUCAGAAUCACACUGAAAAAAAGAUUAUCCGGCAACUUAAUUGUCAUUUUUGAUGUCAGUCGCGUUGCAACUAAUCAUAAAAUUUUCGGUUUGUACCUAGCUAAUUGUGGACUCAUCUAUGCGAUAGACAAAUAUUUGCUUUUGGUGGAGGCUUAUCAAAAUCUUUAG